UUGAACACCACUCUGUAUAAAAAACGUCAAUCAAAAUGAAAGUUAAGAUAAUCGUGAUACAAAUAUUGAUUUUAUUGAUUCUGCAUAUCACCGAUGCUCUUUUCGGAAAAUCUUUAAAGAAACUAAGAGAAAAAGCAACAGGCAUCUAUAGAAAGAAAAAUAAAGGCAAACCUUUGAACUACCUCGGGUACGAUCAAACAGAAUAUCCGGGUACCAACCCCAAAAAGAUACAAAUCCACCAGCAAAAAUGGAACGAUUAUUACACUUGUUUGAAGGCUCAAAACGAAAGUUUGGGUAAAUACCAAGCUGUUACUCCAGAAGCCAUAUUGGCAUUCGACGGAAAUAACAUAAAACUAGCUUGUAAAAUUUGUCUCAGUCCCGAAGAAAUAUCAACCAUUGACUCGGUCACUUGGGAAUGGGCUCCAGUGCAUGGAAAACACCUGGAAUUGAUAGAGUUCACAGAAAAUAUCUUCGAAUCCCCGGAAGACAAAAUAUUACACAUUUACAACCUUCAAAUUGAACAUUCAGGACAAUACAUUUGUAGGCUUGGUGAAUCAUUAACGGCACCAUAUUUUUUAACAGUUGUUGAUAUGAAUGAUACAGAAAUCAUCGAAGUACACAGCCCUCAAGCCCCAUUGGGACCUUAUCCGAAAGAUCCAGAGGUCAUCCAAAGCUAUAACCUGAUUUUGGAUACUGAAUGGAGCGAUUGGUCUAGAUGCAGCACUUGCGACAAAAUUGGAAAGAGACAUAAGCUAGGGUAUUGUUCUAUCUACUCCAAAGAAAAUAAAGAAUUAUCCUUCAAUGAUAUGGAUAAUGAUACUGACACAACUACUGAUGAAAUAACGAACGUUGACUUAGAACUGUUCAGUAUUUUUCAGUUUGGUAUACCGUGCAAUUCCCAUAUCCUUCCUGCUGCUAUAAAAGAGUUGCCGCAAGUGAAGACAAGGCAUAAUGAAAUAAUGAUAGGAUAUUGUAAAGUAAACUGUCCCAAAAACGAAAUUUUCGAAGUGAAAGAUAAAAACGGUAAGGUUAUAGAGAAAGCUAAUAAUACGGCAGGUAUUUAUUCACUUUUGCAACCAUUGCCGCCAUUAGAACCACCCAUAGAACGAAGAACGACCUAUGGAGUCAAGGGAAAAACGAUAGUUUUGACAUGUCCUGGUAAUAUGAACUCUGAUGCUCCAAUCCAGUGGCAAAUCGGCAAUAAAAAUUUGAUUCCAGAGAUAGUAUCGCAGGAAUCGAAGGGGAGGAUUUUCAUCAGUAUAACUGACAGAAUACACAUAAAAAAUGCGAAAAUAGCUGAUAGUAAUAUUUACAGUUGUUGGCAGGAAAAAGAAUUAGCUGGGACGAUUAGGCUCAUAGUAGAAAAAAAGUUUGAAUUCAAUUUCAAUCACCAUGUGAUGCUUUUAGGUAUUGUAGUUAUUUUGGCAGUUUUUCUGCAUGUUUUUGUGAAAGCUUUUGCUGGAAGAAAGUAUGCAAAAACUUAAUUAAACCGAUAAGUGAACAUUCACACAUGUUUUUUGAUGAAUUCGAA
Molecule: messenger RNA, 1531 nt
Organism: Phaedon cochleariae (mustard beetle)
Lineage: Eukaryota; Metazoa; Arthropoda; Insecta; Coleoptera; Chrysomelidae
Source: the annotation of a GenBank genome assembly